AUGAAUAUCUCUUCCAAGCACAAACCCAAUAGGAAAUCAAAGUACUAUGAUGCAUAUGAAAGUUUCAGUGAUUUAAUUGGCCCAUCAGAAUCAGCAUCAAUGUUCAUCGCUACAAAGCAGCUACGAAAAGAUUCAAAUGCUACUAAUUCAUUUGAGCUAUCUGCAAGAAUGGACUCACAAUCUACUAUUUUCUCUAGCAAUAGGUCAAAUAGCCAUAAUUCUUACAAGAAAAAAACAACAGAGUUACUUCCUCCUCAGUUAGUUCACAAAAAAAGCACAAAGCCUCCAAAUGCACAGAAUUUCGCAAAUGUCCGUUUAACUCAAGAAAUCGAGCUUGUUCAAGGGAUUAAAAGUAAAAUUUGGAUAAUUAAAUUCUCGCCUUGCUGUAAAUAUCUACUCCCACCCUCUAUAAGAGUGGAAAGUAUUUUUGCUCACUUUUUAGAUAUAUGCUAAUUUUAUAUUUAUAUCUAUUAAAAUUAUUUUAAAAAAUCAAAAUUUGUCGAUAUUUCAAAAUCACAAUCUAGUCCAAUAUAUAAAUUUAUGUUUAAUAAUGAAAUUUGUGUAUAAUUUAAAUGAAAGCAGCCAAGGACCUCCCUAUAACAAUUAUUAAUAAUAAAGGAAAAUAUUUAUAUAUAAAAAUCAUUUAAAUUAAUUUUUUUGCUGGCUCUUAAAUGGGGUUAGCAAUUGCAGCAGAAACUGGAAUUAUCUCUAUUUAUGAUAUUAUCCCUCCCAAUUCAAAUUCCUCACAGUUGAUAUCAAAUAUUCCAAGGAUUAUAAUGGCAGAACACACUAAAGCAAUCACAGAUAUCAGUUGAAAUGCUCAAGGCUUUCUUAUUAGUUCUUCACUGGAUGGCACAGUUAAGAUAUGAACGAAAAACCAAGAGCGCUCAUUAUUUACAUUGGAAAAUUUUAAAAGGGUUUACUCAGUGUGCUUUCACCCAAUUUAUCAAGAUCAUUUUGUUACGGCUAGCGAUGAUCGUCUAAUAAGGGUUAUAAAAUAUCCAGAACUCACAAAUGAAGGGCUGUACCAAACCUCUCACAAAGUAACAGUUUUAUGCUAUUCCCCUAACGCAGCUUUUUUAGCUGCUGGACUUGAAAAAGGGGAGGUUCUUAUCUAUAAAUCCAAAACUGGCUGCAGAUUGAGGCUUAAAUAUAAACUUAAGUGCAAAAACCGAUUCGGAUUGAGAAGUUUUGGCAGAAAAGUUACUUCUUUGCAAUUCAUGGAUGAAGAUUAUUUAUUAAUCACUACUAACGAUUCCAGGAUUCGGCUAUUUAAGUUUAAAGAAGAGCUAAUGGUGCAGAAAUACAAAGGAAAUAUAAACUUGAAAUGCCCAAUCAGAGCUGAUUUAUCAUUUGAUAAGAAAUUCGUGAUUUGCGGUUCAGAGGAUGGGCUGUUUUAUAUUUGGAAUUCAUUGAGGGUUUUUGAAAGCAGAAGUCCUGGGAAGAAUGGCGAAUAUGAAUGUGUGGACGUUAGAGGGGCCAAAAAAUCUGAAUUUACCUGCUUUGCACCAGAGAAGGUUGUAAAAGCAGUUAAAAAAAGAUUUAAAAAUAAGACAGGGCAAAAGAUUGGGCAUAUUAUUUUUUCGAUUGGGGCUCAAUCGAACUUGAAAGUGUUUUACAGUAUACUGUAA
This is a messenger RNA of Blepharisma stoltei, 1631 nucleotides long. The record is from the annotation of a GenBank genome assembly. Lineage: Eukaryota; Ciliophora; Heterotrichea; Heterotrichida; Blepharismidae.